Molecule: messenger RNA, 3397 nt
Organism: Ziziphus jujuba (common jujube)
Lineage: Eukaryota; Viridiplantae; Streptophyta; Magnoliopsida; Rosales; Rhamnaceae
Product: MDIS1-interacting receptor like kinase 2-like
Exons: 2
Coding region: 129-3380 (1083 amino acids)
Biological process (GO): protein phosphorylation
Molecular function (GO): protein binding; ATP binding; protein kinase activity
Source: RefSeq, a predicted model, not a curated record
UAAAACACGGAGGAGAUGGUACGUUUUAGAACUAUUAUGAAUAUUCAAAUAUGACCAAAUUCUGUGGCUGUUCUUAUUUAUAUUACAGACUAAGGAAAAGACAUACCUACAGCGCGCCUUAACUCAUUAUGAACAACAUGGUUUCCUUGUUUGCAUAUUCAAUGUUGUCCAUUAACAAACAGGUUUUAUUCUUGUCAGUCUUCUAUAUGUUUUUUCUACAAUACCUUUCUAGUUCAGCUUUCUUCCAAACUACACCGUUUGUUGUUACAGCAGCAAACAAUGAGGAAGCAGCAGCUCUAAUAAAUUGGAAGCUCAGCCUUGAAAACCAAAGCCAACACCUUUUGUCUUCAUGGGUUAGAGGCAGCGGCCAUUGCAAUUGGGUUGGAGUUGCUUGCGACGAGUCGAAAAGCAUCAUCCAUUUGAACCUUUCAAGCUUUGGUUUAAACGGUACGCUACGAAAUCUCAGCUUCUCAUCCUUUGCAAGCCUCAAUAUUAUUGAUCUUCAAAAAAACAACUUUCAUGGAGAAAUUCCCAGUAGCCUAUACCAUCUAACCAAACUCGCUCAUCUUGACUUGGAAAACAAUCAUCUCUCUGGUUUCCUUUCCCCUGCUGUUGGAAAUCUUUCUCGUCUAUCGUCUAUUUGUCUCUCUGGGAAUCAGUUCACCGGAACGAUUCCAAAAGAGAUUGGCUUAUUGACAAAUCUUCAAACACUUAUGUUUGGCUCUAAUGGUUUUAAUGGCUUUAUCCCUAAAGAAAUUGGACACAUGAAAUCUUUGAGAAACCUUUAUAUAGAUACUAACGACCUCACAGGUUCAAUUCCUACCUCGUUUGGAAACUUGACCAAUUUAUUUGAGUUGUACCUUUUUAAAACUAACAUUUUUGGACAUACUCCAAGAGAAAUUGGAAAACUGAGAAUGUUAAACGACCUUUUUCUUUUUGGCAACCAACUCUCUGGAAGUAUUCCUGUAGAAAUUGGGAAUAUGAGCAACCUAAGAAAGCUUGACCUUAGUGACAAUAAUCUUUUUGGUGAACUUCCUGCUUCCAUAGGAAACUUGAGCAAUAUCAACCAAAUUUAUCUUUCUAAAAACAGCAUUUCUGGACAUAUUCCCCGGGAAAUUGGAAACCUGAGAAAUUUAUGGAACCUUGAGCUUGCUGACAAUACACUUUCUGGUAUUAUUCCUACAGAAAUUGGAAAGUUGAGCAUCUUAGAGGUUCUUAACCUUAAUAUCAAUAAUCUCUCUGGCCCACUUCCUGCUUCCAUAGGAAACCUGACUAGCUCAAAGAAUCUACAAUUGGCUUUAAAUAGCUUCACUGGACAAUUGCCACAACAAAUAUGUGGUGGAGGAUUGCUUGAGAAUUUUACUGCCGGUGAAAACCAUUUUACAGGCCCAAUCCCAACGGGCUUGAAAAAUUGCAGCAGCCUUAUUAGACUUAGGCUGGAUCAAAACCAACUGACAGGAAAUCUUACAGAAGCUUUCGAUAUUCACCCACACUUGAAUUAUAUUGAUCUAAGUGGUAACAAAUUCCAUGGUGAGGUUUCAUCAAAGUGGGGGCAGUGCCAGAAGUUAACAAAUCUCAACAUCUCCAACAACAAUCUUUCAGGCUCUAUACCACCUUCACUUAGUAAGGCAACUCAGCUACAGGUUCUUGACCUAUCCUUAAAUCAUCUAUCAGGAAGUAUUCCAGAUGAACUUGGAAGUUUGAAGCUAUUGUUCAAACUUAUGCUACGUGGCAAUAAACUAUCUGGAGAGAUUCCUCAUAGAAUCGGAAUGCUAGCUGAUCUAGCCAAUUUAGACCUGGCAGAAAACAAUCUAAGUGGCUCAAUUCCAAAAGAACUUGGAGGGUGCUCCAAGCUGUUACAGUUGAAUUUGGAAAACAAUAAAUUUGAAGGCAGUGUUCCUUGGGAAAUAGCUAAUUUGAACUCUCUUCAAAAGCUUGACCUCAGUUCAAAUUUGCUGGUGGGAAAGAUACCACCACAGCUUGCAGAAAUGCAACGUCUAGAAAUUCUGAAUCUCUCCCACAAUAAUUUCUCGAGUUCCAUUUCGUCUGAUUUUGGCGAAAUGAAGAGCUUGACAAUGGUUGAUAUGUCCUUCAACCAAUUGGAGGGUCCCAUUCCUAAUUCCAAAGCCUUCCACAAUGCUCCAUUUGAAGCAUUCAGAAACAACAAAGGCUUAUGUGGUAACGUCACUGGUUUGCAGCUUUGCCCAACAAAGACUCAGAAUCGUCAUGGUAAAGAGGGCAAAAAAGUGAGAAUAUUGAUCAUAUUGAUCCCUAUUUUCUGCAGCUUAUUUCUUCUAUCCAUUUUUGUAAUUCUAUACAUUCAUCAUAGAAGAAGAAGAGUGACAAAAACAAACACUCCAGAUGACAUUGAAACACAAAAUCAAGAUCUGUUUGCAAUAUGGAGCUACGAUGGGAAGAUGGUGUAUGAAAACAUCAUCGAAGCAACGGAGGAAUUCAACUCCAAAUAUUGCAUCGGAGGGGGAGGAACAGGGAGUGUUUACAAAGCAGAAUUAAGCACUGGUCAAGUUGUUGCUGUGAAGAAGCUUCAUGCAAAUACAGAUGGUGAUGAUCACGAGAUGUCUCAAUAUCUCAAAGCUUUUACAAGUGAGAUUCAAACAUUAACACAAAUGCGACAUCUUAACAUAGUCAAGUUAUACGGGUUCUGUUCACAUCCAAGACACUUUUUUUUGGUUUAUGAGUUCAUAGAAGGUGGAAACUUGCGAAAUGUUCUAAACAAUGAAGAAGAAGUAGAAGCAUUUGGUUGGAGCAAAAGGAUAAUCGUUGUAAAAGGUGUGGCAGAUGCAUUAUCCUACAUGCACCAUGAUUGUUUGCCCCCUAUAAUCCAUAGAGAUAUAUCAACCAAAAAUAUUCUGCUGAAUACAGAACGUGAUCAAGCUUAUGUUUCUGAUUUUGGGACCGCCAGAAUUCUCAAUCCGGAUUCAUCUAACUGGACUUCGUUUGCUGGAACUUUUGGAUAUGUUGCUCCAGAACUUGCUUAUACAAGGGAAGUGAAUGAGAAAUGCGAUGUGUAUAGCUUUGGAGCGUUGACGUUGGAAAUACUUGUGGGGAGGCAUCCAGGAGAUCUCAUUUCAUCUCUUACCUCUAUGUCAUCCUCAUCAUCAUCUGAAACACCAGCUUACCACAAAGUAGCACUAAUGGAUGUUUUGGAUCGGCGCUUAUCCCUUCCAUCAGAUCAAGAGGCCAGGAAAAUGCUCUAUCUUGCUAAGAUUGCAUUUGCAUGCUUGAGUGGCACUCCACAAUCUCGUCCAACAAUGAAACAGGUUGCUCAGAAGCUCUCAACUCAGACCCGUCAAUUGUUAAAACCUUUUGCUUUACAUACAUUAGGAGAUCUGCUUGAUUUCAGUGAUUCUACUUCCUAAACAUAUUCCACCUCGUA